Messenger RNA from Protopolystoma xenopodis, 324 nucleotides. NCBI's taxonomy places the organism in Eukaryota, Metazoa, Platyhelminthes, Monogenea, Polystomatidea, Polystomatidae. The record is from the annotation of a GenBank genome assembly.
AUGGCGAGACUCACUGACGAUGCCGGCGAAACGUCUGGCAAAGUACCACGUCCACGACAAGACGAUCUCGUCUCUUCAGCCUUCACUCCGAGAGAACUCUUCAUUAAGUCCACCGGUGUCGAAUUGGCUAAACGGGAGGCUGGAGGUCUGCCGAAGCUCAGUCUCACCACAAUCGAACUCCAAUGGAUCCAAGUGCUGUCUGAGGGAUGGGCCAGCCCGUUGCGUGGCUUCAUGCGAGAACGGGAAUACCUGCAGUGCCUCUUCUUCGGCGGUCUCCUUCAAAGUGAGCAAAUUCGCGAAUGCGAAAUAGGGUUUCCAGAGUAA